Messenger RNA from Pseudogymnoascus destructans, 1457 nucleotides. RefSeq lists its product as uncharacterized. The coding region runs from base 436 to 1323 and encodes 295 amino acids. The record is from RefSeq and is a predicted model, not a curated record. NCBI's taxonomy places the organism in Eukaryota, Fungi, Ascomycota, Leotiomycetes, Thelebolales, Thelebolaceae. The transcript has a single exon.
UCCCAAGUUGCGUUCGUCCCGCAUCAUCCCCGCAUUUUCGGUCCUGAGCAAACUUAUCACAACCAACCCCACUUCCUCUAUCGCAACCUCAUUUUAUGCAACAUUACCACAACCUCGCCCUGCUGUGACAUGCCCAUCAAAACCUCCACACAAAUACGACCAGAACUACCCACAGAGAUCACACAACGUCACCUACUAACGAGAUCCGAGGCCCCCUGAGAGCCAUGGACCCCUCAUCCCACCUUCCCCUCUGCCUCUAAGGCUCGGGCUAACCUUCUCCACAGCACGAUUGCUACGUUACAUCUCCCAACUACGGCACCUUGAGCCUCGCCCCUCCAGCCUUCUCAGCCUUAUAUCUUCAAGCCAAACCCAUGUUAUAAACUCUAUUCCUCCCUCAGCAAAACCACCCCCAGGACCCCCCCACCAGCCCUCAAAAUGUCGGCCCAAACCGGCUCCCCCCACCCACUCCUCGACCGCCUCAACAAAGACGGCUUCGUCGUGAUCCCCUCCCUCCUCACCCCCGAAGCUCUCACCACCCUGCGCACCGCCACCACCUCCGUCGACGCCCAGGCCCGCGCCGGCAACUGGCCCUACAUCCGCACUCUCCCCAAGCAAUUCCCCCCCUGGUCCGCCGCCGACCUCGACAAAGGCAUCUGGGGCGUGCAGCACCUAAUGCACCCCGAACUCCCGCCCUCCGCUCUCUUCACCUCCUCGUAUUUUAGUCAGCGCACUUUGGCCGUCGUGACGGAGCUCUUACAGUGCUCUACUGAUGAUCUGGUCAUGGAGCUGUAUAACCUCCUCGUGCGCCCUGAUCACCCCUUUGCGCUGCGCUGGCAUAGGGAUGACAUCGCGCCUACUGCCACGGCAGAGGAGGAGACGGAGCGCUUGGCCAAACCGGCGUGGCACGCGCAGUGGAACCUGGCGCUUUAUGACGACGCAUCGCUGAUCGUGGUUCCGGGAACGCACGCCAGGCCGCGGACAGACGCAGAGAGGAGCGCAGAUGAGUACGAGGAUAACAUGCCCGGGCAGCUGGUAGUGCAGUUGAAGGCAGGUGACGCGGUGUUUUAUAAUAAUAAUAUCCUACAUCGCGGUGUGUAUGAUGCGGGGAAGGCGAGGGCAACGCUGCAUGGGAGUAUGGGACAUGUGAAGGGGGGGAGGGAUAGGGCGAGGAAUGUGCUGCAGCAUGGGUGUGGGGAGUGGGUUGAUCAGGUUGAUUUUGGGGCUAUGGAGGGGAAGGAUAGGGAGGUGGCGGAGGGGAUGAGGAAGAGGCUUGUGGAGUUGGGGAGGGUGAGUGGGGAUAUUGGGUAUUCGCAGGUUGAUUAGAGUAGGGGUGGAUGCAUACCAAUUGGUGGUGGUAAGGUGUUACAGUAUAGUAAGUAGCGCGAUGAGCAGCAGGCCUCAUGGGACGUAUUAGACAGGUAUAAUUAAACCAAAUCUAGCAAAUCGCAAUAAACGUU